UCGCCCGCUGGUCGUGUACUCGUUGCUGCUGGCCUUGGCUUGGAUUUGCCAACUCAUUGGCUUUUUGUGUAAAAAUUGAGCAGAAUAUUUAAUUAUAUCAUAGGAAAAGUAAUAUAUAAUUGUUAAUGAAGGAGUUGCUCCUACAAUAAUUUAGCAUUUUGAUUUGUAUUAUAAUAAUUAAUUUAGGCAAUUAUUUAGGAUAUUAUACAUCACUUCUGUGAUCUCAGACUGUACAACAAUUUGUUUUAAAUAGUGUAUACUGAAAAAGAGAACUGAACACUAGAAUUAAGUGAAUUAUUGUGUAAAAAGCAAGCUGAAUAGAUACAACGCAAUUAUGUGUCGCCGCCAUGUUGUAUCAGGAUCCUAGGGCGUGGCGCAUGUUGCUGUUUUUGGAGUGAGCACAAUUUACUCCAGUUAUUACGAAAAAUGCCUCGUAUUGAUCCAAUACAGCUACUCAACUGCCUGAGCGUACUGCUGUCACCUAAUGGUGGUAUCAAAAGCACUGAUGAAGUACAAAGGCUUGCAAGUUUGAUGACGAAAUUCUCGAAAAAGUUGGUGUCGAAAUGCAUUUAUAUUCAAAUACUGAAGUGUACAGAAACUGAACUACUUGGUUUAUUCAUGGCCUCAGGAGGGUGGCGUCUUGUACAUAUGUGGCUGACUGAAAGUAUUGUCGCUAAGAACUGGCCUCUUGUGAGGGAGUUGUUAGAACUUCUGCUACUUUGUCCAGUGGACAUAGAACGCCUGAAGACCAAUAAUUGUCCCAAGCUUGUAAAAGAAUUGUCUAAAGAUGAUAACCAUUACGCAAUUCGAGCGCUAGCUUCUAAACUCGUUGAACAAUGGUUAAAAACCGUUAAAGGUGAAAAUGUAAUCCCAGUUUCUUUAAUGGAUAUUCCGCAAAUUAUUGCCGACGCUCAAAAUGAAGUAGAUAGUAGCGCCAGUGCUAAGUCUGAACCAGACUUAAAAAAUGAAGAAAAGUGUGAAUGUUCCGAUAAAAGUAUUAAAUUAGAUGACAUCAAUGUGAAACAAGAAAUGAAUGCAGAAAAUGUAGAUAUUGAAAAACUAAAAGAAGAAGUUAAAGAUGAUAGUGAAAAGGACUCUGACACACUACCGAUUCUCAAAAUAAGCGUCAAAGACGGGAAACAAAUUUUAUCUCAAGUGGACGAUAAAGAAGAAUAUUCUGACAAGGAAAAAUCAAAAGAUAAACAGCGAAAUAAAAGCCGAGAGAGUGAUAAAAGCAGUAGCAGUUCAAAAUCAUCUAAUUCAUCAAAGCAUUCAAGCAAGUCCCAUUACUCGUCAAGCGAUAAACAUAAAAGUAGUCAUAAAAGUAGCAGCUCCAGCCGUCAUAGCAGUAAAGAUGGCAAGGAUAGGUCGAAAGACAAAGAGAGACAUUCUUCUCACUCAUCGAAAUCUAAAAAUGACAGUAGUAAAAAGUCGAGUGAAAAAUCCAGUUCUUCAAGUAAAACAAAAGAAGAUAAAAAUACGAAAUCUGAUAAAAAAGACAAACUCAAAGAUGACAAAAAUAGAGAUAGUUCCUCUAAGUGUAACGAAAACUCUGAAGAGAAGCCACAGUCUCCGCCUUCUAUUCAUAAAUUGGGCAAAAUUCCCAAACUAAGUGAUAAUAAAAAGGAAAAACCUUCAAUAUCAAUAGAAGUCAGAAAACCUGACGAACCGAAACCAAAAACUGUUAAAACUUUUCAUUCAAAAUUUAGGAAACAUGGCUUGGAAGAAGAAGUCAAACCCCCACCAUCUCGUGCCACUUUACUAAACAAAAAGGCUCCUUCUGUAUUACCACCCACUUUACCAGCACCAAAAAGGCCAUCACCAGUUCAUAACGAGACUCCCCCUGAAAAGAAGCCAAAAACGGUUGACCCCGUUGAAAAACCCGGAUCUAUCAAACUGAUUCCCCCUAAACCAAAACCUAUGUUGUUGCUCGAAAGCGACAUGUUCAUGGACGCGUUGAACGCCUCUGCCACUAACAAGAAAGAACCUAAGAAGCGGAAGAGGCGCACGAGCGGCUCAAGAGAUGCACCCAGUGACGGCUCGCCUCCGCAUACACCCACACCGACGGUCACAAGUCCAAGCACAGAGAACAAAUCUGUUCCGCCUCGAUUUUAUCAAGACACUCUUGACAAUGAUGAGAAUAAAGGAAAAGUAGGCGAUGAAAAUUCUGACGCUGCAAAUGAAGCUGACAAAAAAGAGGAAGACAUGGACACCUCUGAACCACACACUUUGACCAUUAAUGGAUUGAAGGGUGUUCUUUGCUAUCAUAAGAGAAAAGGUCCUAAGAAAAGUAUUAAGUGGAAGCCCGAUUCUGAACUAGAAGAAGUUCAGUACUUUGAACUGGACGAAACUGAGAGGGUAAACGUAACUAAAACAUUUACAGAUAUGAAAUAUUUGGAAAGAAUCAAUGAAAGAGAAGCAUUCCAGAAAGCAAGAAAUCUUAGUACUGACGAUGUCAUGGAAGAAAAAACUAACUGGAGACCACUGAUACCUGUAGAUACUGAAGGCCAAAUUCAAGUGGAUCACGGAAAAAAUAGUAAAGAAAAGGACAUACAAGCUCUUCGACAAAAAGGUACACUGCAGCCUUUAUACUUUCACAAGUCAAUGAUUCCAGACUCUCCACAUGAACCGGAUCCAGAGACUCAUACCUAUACCGAACCAACGAUUAUUCCCUUAGAAGAUGUAACUGGAAAUCAAGACAAUGUUAGCGAUUUUCGUAACAUUGCGUGGCCUGAACCAAAAGGGAACGCGCCUCCAUCUUCGAGCAACGUCAGCAUGCCGUCGAUGUUUCCGCCGAAUAUCACUCAGUUUCCAGGUACUUUUCCUCCUGCGCAGUUUCCAGGUAUGCCCAGUUUUCAAGGACCUAAUAUGGUACCUGGCGAAUGGCAAAACGGGUUGCCUCCUAUGAUACCGAAUGGAAUGCCAGGUCCUAUACCCCCAACAGCCCUAGCACCAGGUGGGAUGCCGCCAAUGAUGGUGCCACCUGAAAACAUGAUGAUGAAUCCAGAAAUGUUUGGAGCUCCUAAUCCUAUGUUCCCUGUGGGACCGGAUGGAUUUAAUAUGCAGCAAAAUAUGUUUCCUAUGGAUUUCAAUAUGUCUGGGCCACAAGGUCCACCUGGGCCUGAUGGUUUCGCCGGCCCCGGCAAUUUCCGCGGCGCGAUGAGAGGACGAGGUGGCGGCGGUGGUCACUGGCGAGGCAAAAGCUCUGGCAACUGGGACGGCCCGCCUAGAGGCAGGGGUGGUGGGCACAAUCGAGGUGGCAGAAAAGCAGUUUGUAUAUAUUUCCAAAGAAAAGGUUCCUGUCGACAGGGUGACAAUUGCUCGUUCUUACAUCCAGGGGUGAACUGUCCCUAUUAAAAGGAGGCAAAAGACUCAAAAGCUGCAAUUGUUAAUUUGCAUCGUUUCAGCUGCAUUAAUUAACAAAUACAGCAUGUAUAAAGUUGUUAAUACCUUUUUGUUAUUAUUAUUAAUUAGAUUUAAUACUCAAGAGAAGACUGCAAUGUGUAAAUAAUUUGUAAAUAGCUAUCUUUGUCAUUAUUUUGUUAGUUAAUAGAACGUACAAUAGACAUGUUUAUAUAGCGAAGUGUUU
Molecule: messenger RNA, 3589 nt
Organism: Hyposmocoma kahamanoa
Lineage: Eukaryota; Metazoa; Arthropoda; Insecta; Lepidoptera; Cosmopterigidae
Gene: PNUTS
Product: serine/threonine-protein phosphatase 1 regulatory subunit 10
Exons: 5
Coding region: 427-3357 (976 amino acids)
Molecular function (GO): metal ion binding
Source: RefSeq, a predicted model, not a curated record